This is a messenger RNA of Branchiostoma floridae (Florida lancelet), 1005 nucleotides long. RefSeq names its product spermine synthase-like. The transcript has 8 exons. NCBI's taxonomy places the organism in Eukaryota, Metazoa, Chordata, Leptocardii, Amphioxiformes, Branchiostomatidae. The record is from RefSeq and is a predicted model, not a curated record. Bases 199 to 1005 code for a protein of 268 amino acids. Gene Ontology annotation, molecular function: spermine synthase activity. Gene Ontology annotation, biological process: spermine biosynthetic process.
UUGUUUGUUGUUUUCCCCUCCAGGCCCUGAAGGAAGCAGAGCAGAAGUUCCGGCGAACUCUGACCUCCAAGAAGUCCAAAAGGCUGGUGGAGUUUAAACUUUGGUGUGAGACCGGCGACAGCUCCUUCUCUCUCCAUGUUUGGUUGCCUAGCGACCGCAGCGUUGUCAUAGCAACUGAACAGUGGUGUCCUGUCUGCCAUGUCCCUACUGCCGUUCCUGAAGCGUGGGAUGCGGCUGGACCCGUACAUCACCACCACCAGUGAACAGAUCGUCGAGUACGACUUCGACCGCGUCGUCUACGAGGAAAACUCGCCGUACCAGAACAUAAAAAUCCUCCACUCUCCGCAAUACGGCAACCUGCUGCUAUUGGACGAUGAUCAGAAUUUGGCUGAGAGCGACGUGGCCUACACGUACGCCAUGACAGGGAACGGUCGCGAAGACUUCACCGACAAGGACGUGCUCAUCCUCGGGGGCGGGGAUGGGGGGAUCCUGUAUCAUCUACUCCAACAGAGCCCCAAGUUUGUCACCAUGCUGGAGAUAUCCUUUCUAUAUCCUUUCUGUGUGUAUAUCGGGGGCGGGGAUGGGGGGAUCCUGGGGGGCGGGGAUGGGGGGAUCCUGUACCAUCUACUCCAACAGAGCCCCAAGUUUGUCACCAUGCUGGAGAUAGACCAGAUGGUGAUUGAUGCAGCCACCAAGUACCUGCGGGGGAUCUGCCAUGACUGCUUCGACUCCCUCAGUGGAGACAACUACCUGGUCCGAGUGGAAGACUGUGUACCGGUGCUGGAGCAGUACGCGCGGGACGGCAGAACCUUUGAUUACGUCAUCAACGAUCUUACCGACAUUCCGAUAUCACAAGAACCUACAGACGACCAUCUUGACCUUGCCCAGAAGAUCCUUCACCUGUCCCUGAAGAUGUCAGGGAAGUAUAUAUACUGGACUCAAACGGCAUUGAACCUGAGUAACAAUUUAUCUCAUCUACUACUGACACUGACCUUUACCCUUUGA